CUAAAGCUCCUGCAUGUAUUUGACAGUGACACCUGGUUCCAAAAUUAAGAUUUUUAUAAUUUUGUCUAGUACAGACUAGUCGAGAGGAGUUGAAGGCAGGCUAUAAAUGUAUUAAAAUAUAGAAUUUAAGAUUAAAUCAAAGUAACCAGGUCAUAUAAACCCUUGCUGAACAAAUUUAAGCCACAUUACCGAAAAGUUUCUAAAUAUGAAAAUACUCUCUGUGUCGUUUUAUAUUGGCACAACGGAGGCACAGUACGUUAUUUAUCGAAGACAUAGGCUAAAAGACAGUAAUUUCGUGGUGGCGUGGGUCAUCUCGAGUUUAAAAAGUCUCGGAUUUUUUCCCCCAUAUUGCAUUGCAGUUUUUUCUACUUCCUCUUUCCGCCAUAUUGCAGAACCGGCAUCAUGGUGCGCAUGAACGUUCUCGCGGAUGCUCUGAAAUGCAUCAACAAUGCUGAGAAGCGUGGGAAACGCCAGGUCCUCAUCAGGCCCUGCUCCAAGGUUAUUGUGCGCUUCUUAACCGUCAUGAUGAAGCACGGUUACAUUGGUGAGUUUGAGAUCAUUGACGACCACAGAGCUGGAAAAAUUGUCGUCAAUCUCACAGGCAGGCUGAACAAGUGUGGUGUGAUCAGUCCACGUUUUGAUCUCCAACUCAAGGACCUGGAGAAGUGGCAGAACAACCUGCUGCCCUCAAGGCAGUUCGGAUACAUUGUGCUGACCACCUCAGCUGGCAUCAUGGACCAUGAAGAGGCCAGACGGAAACACACAGGAGGCAAAAUCCUUGGAUUCUUUUUCUAAAAUGUAAACUGCAAAUAAAAAACAACCAGGGGAAA
Molecule: messenger RNA, 830 nt
Organism: Siniperca chuatsi (mandarin fish)
Lineage: Eukaryota; Metazoa; Chordata; Actinopteri; Centrarchiformes; Sinipercidae
Gene: rps15a
Product: ribosomal protein S15a
Exons: 5
Coding region: 403-795 (130 amino acids)
Biological process (GO): translation
Cellular component (GO): ribosome; cytosolic small ribosomal subunit
Molecular function (GO): structural constituent of ribosome
Source: RefSeq, a predicted model, not a curated record